This is a messenger RNA of Cajanus cajan (pigeon pea), 1003 nucleotides long. RefSeq names its product ras-related protein RABC1. Lineage: Eukaryota; Viridiplantae; Streptophyta; Magnoliopsida; Fabales; Fabaceae. Gene Ontology annotation, molecular function: GTP binding; GTPase activity. The record is from RefSeq and is a predicted model, not a curated record.
AUAAAAAUAAAAAUUGGAACGAUGACCAGGUAAUUCGGACACAGUUCCGUUUUAUUUUCCUUGUUAAUAUUUCAUCCUGAAUUUCCUCUGCUACCAGUUCCUCUAGGAUUUGAUUCUCUUAAUUCUUAGUUUAUUGCGAUGGAUUCGAGUUCAACGCAAGAAUUCGAUUAUUUGUUUAAGUUGUUGAUGAUUGGGGACUCGGGUGUUGGCAAGAGUAGUCUCCUCCUCUGUUUCACCUCUGAUUCCUUUGAAGAUCUCUCUCCCACAAUUGGUGUUGAUUUUAAGGUCAAGUAUUUGAUGAUGGAUGGUAAAAAGCUGAAGCUUGCCAUUUGGGAUACAGCUGGUCAAGAGAGAUUCAGAACAUUGACGAGUUCGUACUACCGAGGUGCACAAGGGAUCAUUAUGGUUUAUGAUGUAACUCGGAGGGAAACGUUUACUGAUCUCUCUGAAGUAUGGUCUAAGGAAAUAGAACUUUAUUCAACAAAUCCGGAAUGCAUCAAGAUGCUCGUUGGAAACAAAGUGGAUAAGGAGAGUGAUAGAGUUGUAACAAAGAAAGAGGGAAUAGACUUUGCCAGGGAAUGUGGUUGCCUAUUUACUGAAUGCAGUGCUAAAACUCGAGUUAACGUACAACAAUGCUUUGAAGAGCUUGUUCUGAAGAUUCUGGAUACACCUAGCCUCUUAGCCGAGGGCUCUAAGGGGGGUAAAAAGAACAUUUUUAAGGACAAGCCAUCACAGUCUGCAUCCACAAGUAGUUGUUGCUGAUAUUAAGAAGAUAGCACUAGCUAUUUCACUCCAAACUUACUGCAUAUAUAGAUCACCAAGGGUGUUGAAUCCAAUUUCAGAAUCAGAGUUCUAACACUAGUUUAUUGACUACAAAAAUUAAGGUUCCUGAUUUGCCUUGAAUGUUAUAUGUAAUAUGAUAACGAUGGCUAUCUGAUUUUUUUUAUGAAUAUUGUUUAUCAUCAUUGAGUCACAUUGAAUCUCAUUUAUAGACAUGCAAGAA